Molecule: messenger RNA, 583 nt
Organism: Pterocles gutturalis (yellow-throated sandgrouse)
Lineage: Eukaryota; Metazoa; Chordata; Aves; Pterocliformes; Pteroclidae
Product: cytochrome c
Exons: 2
Coding region: 5-322 (105 amino acids)
Biological process (GO): mitochondrial electron transport, ubiquinol to cytochrome c; mitochondrial electron transport, cytochrome c to oxygen
Cellular component (GO): mitochondrial intermembrane space
Molecular function (GO): heme binding; electron transfer activity
Source: RefSeq, a predicted model, not a curated record
GAAAAUGGGAGAUAUUGAAAAGGGCAAGAAGAUCUUUGUCCAGAAAUGUUCCCAGUGCCAUACAGUUGAAAAGGGAGGCAAGCACAAGACUGGACCCAACCUUCAUGGCCUAUUUGGACGCAAGACUGGACAAGCUGAGGGCUUCUCUUACACAGAUGCCAAUAAGAGUAAAGGUAUCACCUGGGGUGAGGAUACUCUGAUGGAGUAUUUGGAAAAUCCAAAGAAGUAUAUCCCAGGAACAAAGAUGAUUUUUGCGGGUAUUAAGAAGAAGUCUGAGAGAGCAGACUUAAUAGCAUACCUCAAAGAUGCCACUUCAAAGUAAAAGUUACCUGCUGCCUUAUUUAUUUUACGAAGGAGAUGGCAAUGGAAAUGUCUGUGAUGAGAUUGGUUUUUAAACUUUCUAUUUUUACAUAUACUGUGUUUAACCUUAAAAUCUUUCACCCAUCAGAUAACGUUGCUCACGGUGGGUCACUGGAGUACACGCGUGUUUGACAGCCAUUAGCUUAAUGGAAACUGUAAUUGGAUUGAUUUAAAUGACUAUAAUAUUCAGUCAUUCUUGAUCAUAGAAUUAAAAAAAAAAUAA